UGACCAUCCCAAUUAGUAAUAAGGGAAGCAUCAUCACUCCAUCCCCUCUUUUUACAUCAUUUGGGCUACAAGGAAAAAAGGGUUUUGUUUGGUUUGAUGGCACAAAAGAACCUCCCUCUCAUCCAUGGCUUUCAAUUCGACAACUAGGUAAUAAAAACAUCAACUCUUCACCUUAGCAACCCUUGAUUGCGUAAAAGGCGUUGCGGAGGUAGGGAAAUGGCGAACCAUAUUUAUCAGCCUCAAGUACAAUCCAUUCAAACUGGAAUGUAUUCUGGCGGCAGUAAAGAUCGAAACGGCUCAUCAUCUUCCCUUACUUUUAAACCUGGCUGGGAUACCAUUAAUUCAUCCGGCGUCGGAAAUAAUCCUUCCGGCCAACACGACGAACAACCAUCAUUUUCAGCAUCAAACGCUUCACUUCCAGGUGCCUUAGGCAUUCAGCCGCCUUUUGCCCAAACAGAUUCAGCCGGUAGAUUCUCAAACGCUUCCAUUAAUUCAGACAUGGACACUUCCGCCAGUCCCAUUUCCAGCACUUAUUCACGCAGGAUCAUAUCCAACGGAAAUUCAUCAUAUGAAACAACGCAUUCCGCAAUGCAUUCAAAUCAAAAUGAUCAACAAAUUCGACGUCAUUAUAGCUCAGGCUUUAAUGGAAUGGACAAAAAUCAUGUUGCAUCCAAUAAUGCAAUGAAUGCUGGUCAAACGAAUGGGUCCUCUUUAAAUGACAGUCAUGAGAGCGCUAAUCUCAACCGGACAAGAACUGAUAGCAUCUCAUCCAACGGAAGUGCAGCAACUGCAGCAUCUACAUCCAAUGCAAGCAAUAAUAUGCGCAACUUUCUCGUUCCAAUCGGUGCAACUGGUGCUCGUCAAAAGUUGUCAAUCUUGAGCGCAUCCCAACGCCCUCGUACUGCUCAAUCAGCCAUCACACCUUCAUUCGGAUCCACAUCAGGAACGGCAUCAGGUUCGUUUGUCAAAACAUCUUCUCCUUCAAUGGCUACAUCUACAGCGCCGCCAGCCAGACGAGCAAGGCCCACUACCUCCGAAGGCCAUGCCGAUCCGAGAACGACAUUUCAACGUUCCGAAUCUGAUUUACAAGCAACACGAAGGUUGAGCGGCGGGCAAAGAUCUGUGGAUGAAUCGCAUACUUCAAUUCAUUCCAUACGAGAUGAUGAAGAUGACGAUGUACCUUCGAUCCGAAGUCAAAGUGCACGUAAGAAAGCAUCUUUUGAGAAAGCCAGUCGAGUGAUGGGUACGAGUGGAUUUGCAUCCAUGUCAAAUCCUCCUUCGACAACGCGCACGAGACGCAAGACAAGCGCCCAGGGUGCCCACGAUUCCAAUUCAUCAAAAGGUUCAGGAGUCUAUGCAAAUUCAGGAGCUCAUAGUUCAAGCGGUAGUAUUUCGAGCAUAGGAGGCGGUAGCAAUCAUAGCCGUAAGGGUAGUCUUUAUAAGCAUAGAUCUGGCUCGCAAUCAAGUUUGCAUUCACUCUCUAGCCUUCGUGACGCAGCUCAGUCGAUCUUUGGUGGAAACAAAAACGUUGAAAAGGAAGAGAAACACGAUUCAGGCGUCGCUCCGCAACGUUCGGCUUCUCAAUCAUCGGCGACAAAAAGUAAUAAUCCUGAUCCUAACGCAAACAACGAAAAGCGAUCCGUGUCCACCAACAAACCUGACGGCCUUUUUGGCGGACUAGGUAGAUCGAUCAGCAGUGGAGCAGUAGGCGAAUCCGAAUCAGGUCGUCGUCCACGUUCAUCUUCAGGCACAAAGGAUCUCGCAGGACAGGUAAAGACGGGAUUCAAAAAUAUGUUUAGCAGAAGCGGAAAGAAUUCUAGGCCUUCUACGGCUAUUUCGAGCAUUAGCAGUCCACAACCUGUUGCAGGAGAUCCAUUGGCAUCUGGUGCCUCUUACUCACACUACCACCAGAAUGCAUCACAAAAUUCACAGGAAAUGUUUGACCCCAGGCGUCCACCGCAGAAGCAACACAGCCUUGAUCGUAAUGUGGGAUGGCAACAUACGCGGACAUCUUCAAAUACCUCUGGUCGUAUGAUGGGUGCGAAUUAUGCACCUGAAGAGCAGGAUCAUUCACGUGGACCACCAAACGGAUCAUGGACAUCGCCUUUACUUCAGCACAGGGUCAGUGAAGAAUCAGACGGAGGUGCAAGUGGACCUAUGAGACCUCGUAUCGUUGGGCGAUUGCCGUCGAAAGAGUACGCUUCCGCCUAUCCUCCAAGCACAUCUCGCCCACGUACUGCACCUUCGGUCAAAAGCUUCGAUAGCGUUCGAACUGGCGAUAGUGCAACCAAUUACGAUGAUAGAGGCGAACAAGAUAGAGGCAAAACGCCAAUUCCAUCAGCAAAUGGUUCUGGUCAUAGAACGCCAACUCCUCGUCGUCCGUCAAAUUCUUCAACUCAGACCGCAUCUACAGCACGCGAGUAUGAGAACAAUGCUGGCAUGCCACCUUCACACCCGUACGACCAACAGGAAGGCGAAACUCGAACAUCUCGCGAUUUUCCGACAAAUCCCGCAAGUGCAAGAAGAAUGGAAUCGGUUUAUGCGGGAGUACUUACAAGUGCCGGUGUCCCUAUACAGGAAAGAUCGCCAGAAAGCAUGUAUUCUGCUCCGAAUUCCUCUCGUAACCUCAGCCCUGCUCUUUCAGAUAGACCCAGCGUUCCUCUUACUUCGCCUCUUUUGGCAUCUGUUCUGGGCCAACAAGGUCUACCGCCUAUCGCUAUCCCUCAAAUGCCCGUUCAAUCUCCACCAAGGCAAAGGAAAGCAGCUGAUCGGUCCAAUAGUACUUCUACAAUCUCACGUUCUCCUUCGACAGAGGAUAGUGCUCAAGUCAUUACGCCUAGUACCAGCUCUAUGACUGCUAUCAGCACACCCUCACCUAAACCUGCUAUACCCGUCAAGUCUCGAAAUCGGAUUGCGUCUAUGCAAACUUUGGAUGAUGCGUUUUCUCCGGCGUCCGAUCAUCCAUCCUCUACGACUUCAUCGAGCUAUGCUCAUUCAUCUCCUCGAACGCCUACUCAAGAUACCCCUACUAAAACAAAUGAAGAUGGAGAUUCUAUUGUGACAAAGACACCUACAAAGGGCGGAAAUGUUGAAGACGCUUCAAAGGUACUCAAGGCCAAAGAUGGCACUCCACUAAUCGAUCCAAGCACAUUUGUGCCUCCAGAUGCCCUUUUACGAACCCGCAGAGGUCUUCCUGUGAGAAAGACGACAAUGGAUGAAAAAGCUUCUGCUGAAAAUGGCGAGGCGCUGAAUGGUAAAGGUACAAGCGAGGGUGCCGUGCAGAAACCUUUCAAAUCUCCACUCGCUGCGUUGGAAUUGUCUAAUUCACCAUUGAUACAAGAUGGCUAUUCAUGGACGCCUUCAAAAUCAGACAAAGCCACACCGUCUACGGGAAAAGGACCGGAUGGUCAGAUCAUUUCGUUCAACAGUUCAGAUUAUGAUCCUUUCGAUGGCGAUGAGAGCGCAGAUGCGAUCAGUCUACUACCGACAAGUGCUUGGGCUGAAGUUGAAGCGUCUUUGCUGCGAUUUAAAGCUAUUCCUGCACAAAGUACGAAUGAUAAAGGACAAUUGUUACGAACUGUUCUAUUACCGUUCUUGGCAUUAGAAGCAGAAACACCGGAUACACGUGUUACUGGUUCUGGACCGUAUCAAGCGGCAAAAGCAAGGAGGAAAUUAUUCUUUGAUUGGAUUCGUCAAUUGUUGGUCGAGCUACAAUCCAUUCAAACUUCGGCUGAUCGUGGUGCCAUUCUAGAGAGUAUUGCAUGUAUCAUCGAAUCGCGCAAUUUCAACUCGAAUAUUCUGGAGAACGAUGCUGAAGAUCAACAGACAUUCUUUGGCGUUUUGGGUCACAUCUUGAAUUAUGCAAUUGGCGAGUUGAACAAGAAGGGUGUUUAUCAAAAUACUCUGAUCUUUUCAGGUCGUCUAUUAGCUGUAGCGUUCUUCCGAAUUGAAGGCGUUGCCAGCAAGCUUCUACGCGCACUUCCAGUUAACCGCUUUGCUCUUGAAAGAGUGGCAAACGAAGCCCAAUGGAAUGAUCGACAGCCAGUGGAAUGGGAGAAGUUCAAAGGGCAAUUCUCGACUUGGUUGCACGACUUUUGUUUUGAAGAUGCACGUUCGUAUCUAAAAAUGCUCGAUUCUCAAUCCGGUCAAACGGAAGAAGAUGAUCGAUUCCUUGUACGUCAAGAGCACGUUGAGGUAGAAAUGUCUGGUAAUUGGUUGAGGAGAUGGCAAUCAGAUGAUUCGGAAUUGUUCUUUAGCUUUUGCCGUAGCUAUCAUCGUCAAUUAGCCGGUGCCUUUGCCAGCCAACAACAAAAGAAUGCAGGAGUCAACUUGGAAUUGGAUCGACAACUGUUCUUCGGAGGUCCUGGAUUCGCUCAUUUGGCAACAUGCAUUCAUCAGAAAUGCCUCAGUUUGGUACACAGAGAUAUCCUUUCCGUCACUACGCUAUCUUCACAAAAGAACUUCAAUCCAGGUGAAACAGCCAACGUUUUAUCCGGAAGUACGGCAGGCAAACCGAGACACUUGGAAGCAGCAAACCGUCGCUGUACUGCGAUCGUGGUUGACAUUGUUCGAACAUCAUCUGCAACGACUCGAACAAGCAUGUUUGCCGCAAUGCUUGGCAUUCACGUCAAAUGCUUGGUCAAAAGGACAUCUUUGUAUGACGUUCAAGGCGUCUUUUGUCUCUUGGAUUGGCUUGAUGGAGUUCUUAGCCAUAUGGAAAAUGCAGAGAUGGUCGUUGCAGAAUUUGUUGAUAUCGACUUCCUCCUGCAAACGGUUUGGCUGUUAUUGAAAGAUGCCGAUCAUGCUCUUGCCCUUAUGAGAACGAUUGCGUUCUGCUAUUCAAAUUUUGCCGUCUUGACCGAUACUCAAAAACAUCGUGAACGAUUCUUCGAAGACAUUUUGUUGCACCCUGCAAUUUUCCAGAAAUUGUUCUUGUCUUGGUCGUUCACCAUUCGUGCUUACUUUUUGCACUUGCUCGUUUUCCGCUUGGCGCGCAUUAAUGACUUCUCCAAUCCAGACGAUGAUCCCAAGGGAAAGACAUCCGUCCGUGUCAUCAAAUUGUUCAACAGACGAUUGGAUGAAAUACGUAAGAGGCAUGAUGAGCUUUCUCCUCCGAUCUCUUCAAGUGACUCACAAUCAGAAGGUGAUGAAGAGGAUGAUUUUGCACGCUUCAAACGCAGACCCCAAUCUUUCGUCAGUACGAUUCGUCAUACGCCUUCCGUUCACAAGAUGGAAACAUCAUCUUCUGCAGUCACUAAAGCAGAGCGUGUUCUAGGUAUUGGUAUGCCUGAUCCUGUCUUAUCUAGCAAAGCCGAGAAUAAAGCACAAUCCAGAGCAGCAAAAUGGCUCAGAGCUUUGGGAGGAAAAGGAUCAGCAAAAGGCGGCAAAGGUGCAGCAGGUAUGGGAGGAUCUGGACACCAGAAGAUGAGCAGUGAAAUGCCAAAGAUUUUGAAUCAGCCAAGAAAUACUUUGCCAAGAUUGGAUGAGAUUGAUAUUUUCUCAGACGAUGACGAAGCAGACGGGGAGAACGAUAUGAAUCGAUCAGGAUUCACUGCUAGAAGCGAUGAUGGUGAUGUUACGCCAAGAGCUGAAGAUGGUUUAGAAUUUCACUUUGAGCCGAAAGCAGGUCACAAGGAUGUAUCCACUGCACACUCGAAUGGCGUUCCAAGUGCGCCAAUUGAUAGCGAUACCUCUGCUCUACCUGCAGCUAAUGAACACAUCAAUUCGGAAAUGAGCUUCGAUUUGCAAAAUCCUAUGCCAGGUGUUGGAGGUUUACCAGAUGGAACGACUGGCAAUGACCCUUCUCAACAACGUAUUUCACGCGCAUUCUCUCGCAGAAGGUCUUUGUUGCCCGGACCAGCUUAUAGCCUCGUACACGGAGGAGAAUCAGAAUCUGAAGCUGAUAAUAUGACUGAAAGAGGAGAGGAUGAUCAAUUUUCUAUGAGCGGUAAAAGUUCACUUGAUGAAGGUACAGUACGAUCUCGUGAAACGCCAACUUCUGGCUUCACAGCCGAAAAGAAUCGUACUUCUGUCUUUGUGAUUGGACAACCGUACGAUCGUACAUUACACAUUUAUGCCGUUCAAAGUUUACGUGAAUACGAACAAACUGUUCAAGAACAUGAUGACUUUUUCAGUUCACAAGAAGAUACCGAAUCACCUCAAGUGCCCAGAUUGCCGAUUCAAUGGCCAGCAAUGUGGAGUGAAUAAAGAAGGCAUCUUGCUCUUAUUUUUUUAUUAGAUGCUACUUCUAGAAAUGGGUUUUAAUCUGUGCUAAUGUAUUUACCUAAUAUACAC
Messenger RNA from Meira miltonrushii, 6294 nucleotides. RefSeq lists its product as uncharacterized. The transcript has a single exon. The record is from RefSeq and is a predicted model, not a curated record. Lineage: Eukaryota; Fungi; Basidiomycota; Exobasidiomycetes; Exobasidiales; Brachybasidiaceae. The coding region runs from base 217 to 6207 and encodes 1996 amino acids.